AUCUCGUGAACUGUUAAAAAGAAGGUAAUAUGAGCAGUCUGGUGCAGUACUCAGAUAGUGAGGGUGAGGACUCAGAUGAUCGUGACGUCACCUCUGUAGAUUGUGAUCCAAGAAAGCGCAAGCAGUCACCACUUAGUCAAAACAGUGUUGGAAAUGUGAAAAAGAUCAGAUCCAGUGAAGUCCUUCCUCUGCCAGACACCAUAAAAUCACUGUUUUCUAAUGGAGAUAAACAUCUAGAUAACCCCGAGGAACACGAGGGGAGAACUAGGUCAUUUGAACACUUAGAAGGAAACUGGGCCACUCACAUCAGUGUUCCAUAUGAUCCUGAUGAAAGAAUGAGAGAACUGAUUGAAGAAUUGCUACUGUGUUUAAGACCACUUGAUUUUAAACCAAUGAAAGAGCUUCAUUUAAGUUUGUCCCGGACUGUUGCUAUCCGACACCACUGGAUCAAACCUCUGACCGACAGUUUACAGAACAGAUUUAGGCCCCUGCAGAGAACUUGCUGUGAAUUUUCUUCUGUUAAACUGUACACAAAUGAUGAAAAGACAAGGACGUUUAUAUCUCUUGCUGUGUCAGCCCCUGGUAGUAUUCUACAGGACUACACAAAAGUUGUUGAUGAAUGCUUUCAAGAGUACAACCUUCCAAAGUACUACAAGGAUCCAUCUUUCCACAUCAGCAUAGGUUGGUGUUUACAUGAUGUUAUCCCAGAAAUUAACAAAGAAACUCUCCAGAAAUUACAGGAAAUACUUGAUGUUACAUUGGAGGAAAACACAGAUCUAAAAUUGUUUACAGUUGAAAAAAUUAUCUGUAAAACUGGAAAUAAACAAUUUUUGAUAGAGUUAAGCAAAGGAUAUGGAUGAUGAGAUUUUGUGAGAAAUAACUAGCUCAUGUGAAAUGAAAUUUGUAGACAGGUGCCUUUUGAUUACGGGAUGGAAUGGAAAAUGUGAGAAAGUUAUUAUACUAGCACUACUUGGUUUAUUUAUUAUGUGAUUCCAAGUUAUAUUAAAAGGUGCAAUACAUUAAUGGUAAGGUUUCUGUUUCAUGAAAUAGAAGAUGGCAGUGUUGUUUGUUAUGUGAUCUAGAGGGUAGAGUGGUAGCCUUGCUACAAAGAGUAUGACUAAAUCCAGAGGAAGAAAAAAAAUUAACUCUCUUCAAAUAUGAACUACAUUGUAUACAACAGAAGAUUGUUGUACAGACAUAGGCGAUGUAUAAGAUGAAUGUAGCAAUCUUUAUCCAAAUAAUGUAUUAAAAAAAAUAAAAUAUC
Saccostrea cuccullata (small rock oyster) is the source of this 1264-nucleotide messenger RNA. Its product is annotated as U6 snRNA phosphodiesterase 1-like. Gene Ontology annotation, cellular component: nucleus. NCBI's taxonomy places the organism in Eukaryota, Metazoa, Mollusca, Bivalvia, Ostreida, Ostreidae. The transcript has 7 exons. Gene Ontology annotation, molecular function: 3'-5'-RNA exonuclease activity. The record is from RefSeq and is a predicted model, not a curated record. The coding region runs from base 30 to 860 and encodes 276 amino acids. Gene Ontology annotation, biological process: U6 snRNA 3'-end processing.